AUGUUUAACGCGUGCAAGGGCAACAGCAACUGCUGUCGGGAGGAAAGCGAGGACACGGAAAAGCUCGUGCACGAAGGGAGGCACGACCUGUUCGAUCAACAGCUGGGGAAGCAGAAUGGGGAAUUUAAGAAGAUCAUCGAGGGGGAGCCCGACCAGGCCAAAGCCGUCGAAAUUAGCCAGCGCACGGAUAGGGAAUACGUUGCCAUAACUGCCUACCAGCCCGUCGACAUCGUGACGAGGACAGUCGAGGUGCCCUUCGUGCGCACCAUAGAAACGAUGGUGCCGAAAAUAACGUACGAGAGCAAGAUUAGGGAGGUCCCCAAGUACUACUCCAAAAUCGUGGAAAAGGUCGUGGAAGUCCCGGAAGUCAAAUUCGUGGACAAAAUAGUGGACGUGCCGCGCAUCCAGUACUGCUUCAAGUAUGUCCCCAAGGUGGAGGUGAAGGAAAACAUAAUUCAGAGGCCAGUUUUCCAAAAGAAGAUCGUAGAGAAAAUUGUAGAAGUCCCCAAGGUGAAGGAGAUGCAGAGGUUCCAAGAGGUCGAAACGGUGGAAUACGUCAUCAAGUACGUACCGAAGGGAUUCACCGAGGGAAGAAAAAAAUCAGAAGAACAGGGUGAGGAUGGGAAAGAUAAGAAGGAAGAAGACGCAGAUGAAGAAAGGGACACAGGCGAAGAAGAAGAAGAAGAAACCAACGAGGAGAAGCAGGAAGCUAACAAUUCCAGAUUUUACGAACUGAAAAAUUAUUCUGAAGGAGCCAAGCUGGUUAGGAAUGUACAGAUGGAGAUGAGUCAGCCCCAAUUAUGGGGACAGGCAAUGCCCAUCGGCCAGGAUAAGAUGUUCCCAUACGUUUUUAGUAGACCCAUGCAAGGACAGGCGGAGGAACAGGCAUAUGGAGGGAUAGGGAUAGGGAUAGGGCCAGGAAUAGGGCCAGGGAUAGGGCCAGGUAUAGGGCCAGGGACUCCCUGGGGAAGUGCUGUAGUUGGGGGAGAACCAUAUGGCGAAGCUUACGAAGGAGGAGCAGUGCACCCCGCGUUUGGCUUGAGAAACGAGCUAUCCCUAAUGCAGCUGAAGGAAAGGAAUGCUUCGAUGUUACCAACGCCACGGAUAGAACAGGUUUUUAAACCCAAAAUUGUGAAAAACAUAGAAGUGCAGAAACAUGUACCCAUUUCGGUGGACGUGCCAGUUCCUUAUAUGGUCCCCAAACCUGUCGUUGUUAAUGUAGAAGUGCCUGUCUUGAAAUUCAGAGAUACAUUUGUGCCUGUACCGGUCAGGCGAAAAAUCAUCCCCAAAAUUAAGUGGAUCUCAGAUGUUUAUCAGGUUGAUUGCAUCAAGGAGAAGCCGUAUUUGAAGAUCCAAGACGUGAUAAGACCAAUUCCUUGUGAUGUGCAGAUUAAGUAUAGGAAGUACAUGGAAAAGGCUUGUGCUGUGAACCCUAAUGAGUUGCCACAGGAUGAUGUGCACGCCAUGUGGAUGCGCGUGAAUGCGCACCUCGCCGAGCAGAAGAAGCGGGAGUAUGGUGACCUGUACCCGUACUAUCGAGCCGAAGGAGAAGGCGAAAAGGACAGCAGCAGCUCUGGAAAAGACGAACAGGAAGGAAGUGAGGGCACAGAAUCUUCGGAAGAGGGAAAGAUGCAAGAAGGAGAAAUCAGAGAAGGCGUUUUGGAGGAGGAAGGGGAAGCCUCAGGGAGGGCGAGUAAGCAGGAGGAAGUGGGGGGAGACAAGGAAGAGCGCGCCGAGGGGGAAGAGACCAUCGGGAGUGAAGCAGGCGGGGUGGUGGAACGAAGCGGGGCGAUGGAACAAAGCGGGGUGAUGGAACAAAGCGAGUCGGCUGUCUCAAAUGGGGAAAUCAUACAAAUUGGGGAAGUAGCGCAACACGGACCAAUCAUAGAAGUCCUAAGGAGAGAGUACGGCGAAAUUGAGCAAACCAAAGGAGAGGAAUGGAAACACGUCGAAGGAAUAGAAAAGGUAAGCGCAGAGCAGAAUAUUUUUUACUCCUAUGAAGGGUCGGAGCAAAUGCAAAAGGAGGGAAGCGGUUACAAUGUGUGUUGCAAAAAUGCAAAUAAUCGUGUUAGUGGCACAUCGGCAAAUGAGGAGAGAUACAAUUUCGAAUGCGUCGAUGAAUUCAUGAAGGAGAUGAAAAAACAAGAUCAUUUGGAGGAAGGAGCCGUAGCUUCUCUGUACCCAUCACACCCUCUAGCCAUGACGUACUUGCAGAAUAAGUGGAUUCAAACAGACACUCUGAGGACACAUGAACUUUACCAUGACGACUUCGUCAGGGCAAGCAUUAAUGCCAAUUUUAAUCUACAAAAUAAAAAUCCAGUGAUAUCAGAGGUUAUGAAAAAUCAGGAUUUUCUAAAAACAGCCAACCCUCUCAUCUCUCCUUUCUUUCCGAGGAAUAUACAGAACAUAGAAAAUUCCUACAAUAGAGUUAUAAUGCAGAAUAUUCAGGAGGAGAAUAUGCGAUGCGUAGGGGGUACUAAUAAGUAUGAGCAAAAGGUGCAUGGUCUCUCGGGGGAUACGGAUGUGAGGAUGUAUGACGAAGGGGUUGCGGGGGGCGCUGGACAUGUGUGCGAUUCGGGGGGGAAAUGCUGCAGCUACUUUUGCAAGCACUGA
Plasmodium cynomolgi strain B is the source of this 2613-nucleotide messenger RNA. RefSeq names its product membrane skeletal protein. NCBI's taxonomy places the organism in Eukaryota, Apicomplexa, Aconoidasida, Haemosporida, Plasmodiidae. The transcript is spliced from 5 exons. Bases 1 to 2613 code for a protein of 870 amino acids. The record is from RefSeq and is a predicted model, not a curated record.